UGGAUAAUAUACUUAUAGAAAGUAACUAUUUGUAAAUAAAGUUUUUUUUAUGGAGUUGAAAAUAGUUACUUUCUAGGUUUAGUUCAAUGAAAAAUAAAGCACAAACCUAAACAAAAGAAGCAUACACACAUAAGUCCACUUUAAACAAACUUUAAGCCCAUAUCCAAAAAUAAAAUAAUCUGAUUGGUUGAUUAUUUUUGAUGAUGUGGAUAGCCUAAUUGCUCACUAUAUUGUGCUUUUAGUAUUGUGAUCAGCUUUAGUUUGCUACACACAUUUACAGUAAGGUUUUUUCACCAGUCUGCAUUUUAUCAAGUCUAUUAAAAAAUCAAAUAAAAUGGCCGCCCGUUUGAUAAUAAUCUCACUUUGUUCCACUCGUUUGGUCGCAAGAUUGAUACUCACUGAUUAUGUACCGCGUGUCUAGUCUUGUCCACGGUCUCUUGGAGCGUAAAGAGCUAAACCCAUGUUCGGUCAUUUUCUAUCACUCUCCGCUCAACGCGCUUUCAUCGCUUCUCUCUCUCUCUAAACGCUGUCCUUAUUUAAAUAUUAUUCGGCCCCAUUCUCAUUUCUUACCUCUCUCUCUCUCUCUCUCUCUCUCUCUCUCUAUCUAUCUAUAAUCUAUUAUUGUACUUUCUCCUUCUAGAAGAAACUCUCUGCACUCUCCAUACUAUCUUCUCCUUCUCUUUGUUUUCCACCUUUUGUGCUUUAGUUAUGGUGACUUCGGAGGGGCUAGCAAGCGUCGAACCUUGGUUGUAUCGACAAGGUUUCAACGUGGAUUCAUGGUUGCUUCCUGAUACCUUCUCUCACGACAACGAUUUGCUCGCCAAAGCUCUCCAUAACACCGUCUCAGCACCACCACCACAUACUCUCCCUCCCUCCCUUUUCUUCGAUUCCUAUAUCCCUUCCUCUAAUGUCUCUGGUGGAUCCAGUCAAGAAGUCGUCGCCGGAGGAGCUAAAAGGAAGCAUAACUGCAUUCUCACCGAAGGUAAAGCCACGAAGCGCCGCCGCUCUCGCCCGUCCAAGAAACCUCAGACCACGUUCAUAACCGCGGAUCCGUCCAACUUCCGCCAGAUGGUUCAGCAGGUGACCGGCGCCAAGUGCAUCAACAACGAUGCUUCUUCCUCGGUGCUUUUCACUCCCAUCGUCAAGCCGGAGCCGCAUAGGCUCGUUAACAUACUCUCUGGUGCGGUUCCAACGCUAGACACAUCAGCAUUUCUAACUAACCAUCACCAGGAGAGUCUCGUUGUAGGAAAUAUCUUUUCCGGUAGCGACAACACCGUGGGAUUACCCUCGGUGAAAGCCAAUGCAACGGUGAACGAGAGUGGUUCAGCCGCGGAGUUUGAUCCUUACCCAACGUUUCCGACGCUUGAGUCGUGGAAAGUUAUGUGAUUCCUUCUAAGUUUUUUUUUUGUAAAUUUUUUAACUCUUUUUUUAACUACUAUGCAUCUCAUUAUGAAGGAUAUUGUUCAUAGAUUUUGGUACUUAAUCAGUUGACUUUUUAAGUAAUAUAAGCGGAUUAGUAA
Molecule: messenger RNA, 1520 nt
Organism: Brassica napus (rape)
Lineage: Eukaryota; Viridiplantae; Streptophyta; Magnoliopsida; Brassicales; Brassicaceae
Product: calmodulin-binding protein 25
Exons: 1
Coding region: 709-1386 (225 amino acids)
Biological process (GO): response to osmotic stress
Cellular component (GO): nucleus
Molecular function (GO): calmodulin binding
Source: RefSeq, a predicted model, not a curated record